This is a messenger RNA of Gasterosteus aculeatus aculeatus (three-spined stickleback), 2670 nucleotides long. The record is from RefSeq and is a predicted model, not a curated record. Lineage: Eukaryota; Metazoa; Chordata; Actinopteri; Perciformes; Gasterosteidae.
AAGAAACGAAGAAGAAGAUGAACUGAAGUUGGUGGGCAAAAACGAAAAACCCCAAACAGACGAUUUGACGUCAGACGGAAUAUGCUCCGUCCGCUGGAGGCGACUCUCACACGAUAUCACCAAAGGCUUCGGUCAGAAGAUGAGUUCCUUUGCGGGUCGAAUGAAGGAGUAUCCCACGGUGUCUCUGGACCGGUUCGACCGGGAGAACUUAUACUCCCGCGCCUUUUUCCUCUCGCACUGUCACAAAGAUCACAUGAAAGGACUAAAGGGACCAAAACUGAAGAGAAAACUGCAGUUCAGUCGUACAGUCAGGCUCUACUGCUCCUUUGUGACCAAAGAGCUUCUGCUGAGCAAUCCCAAGUACUCCUUCUGGGAGGAAUACAUUGUUCCCUUGGAGCUGGAGAGCCCAACUCAGAUUUCUCUGGUCGACGAGACAUCUGGAGAGAAAGAAGACGUUGUGGUCACGUUGCUUCCCGCAGGCCACUGUCCUGGCUCUGUUAUGUUCCUGUUUGAGGGUUCCCAUGGCAACGUGCUGUAUACAGGAGACUUCAGGUUGGCAGCUGGAGACGUCUCGAGAAUAGAACAUCUGCACUCUGGCAGCCGAGUGAAGGAUAUUCACAGUGUUUAUCUGGAUUCCACUUUCUACGACCCACGAUUCUACCAGAUUCCCACUCGGGAGGUCUGUCUGAACGGGAUCUCGGAGCUUGUUGGAAACUGGAUCAGUCAGAGUUCGUAUCACGUGGUUUGGCUCAACUGUAAAGCCGCGUAUGGAUACGAAUACCUGUUCACCAACCUGGGGGAGGAGUUCAACACGCAGAUCCACGUCAGAAGUCUGGCCAUGUUCAAGAAGAUGCCGGAGAUCCUGAGCUACGUGACCACCGACCGCAGGACGCAGAUCCACGCCUGUCGACACCCGAAGGAUGAGGAGUUUCUCCACGGCAGCCGACUGCCGUGCGGCUGCUCAGCCCCCGACGGGACUCCCCUCCACAUCAUCAGCAUCAAACCGUCCACCAUGUGGUUCGGAGAGAGGAUGAGGAAAACCAGCGUUAUCAUAAAGACGGGAGCCAGUUCCUACAGAGCUUGCUUCAGCUUCCACUCCUCCUACUCAGAGAUUAAAAACUUCCUGUCGUACCUCCAGCCAGUCAACGUCUACCCGAGUGUCGUCCCCAUCGGCCGGACGCUGACCGAGGUCACUCAGAUGUUGAAGCUGAUGUGCAGGAAACAGUCCGACCACGCGGCGUCCGUAUACAAACCUCUGGGAGUCCUCAAGCGCUGCACGGCAGAGCCACCCGCCCACGACUCGGACAGCGAUGACGGGCUCUUUGGCGGGCGGCACCUGGCGCCAGUGAGGAAGAAGACAACGCUGGACCAAGACAUGAAAAGAGCCUCAGUGAAGGCGUCGAGUCGCUCGCAAACGGCGCCGCCUGCGGACCCGAUGGACUCUUUCCCUCUGACGGUCACAGAAACGAAGCCCGGGGCUCGGGACUUCGUGGACUGCACCGAGUCCAACGACGAGGAGGAAGAUGAUCAGCGGGAAGAGGAAGAAGAGGAGGAGGAGGAGGAAGGAAAGGAGAAUAUAAAGGAGGUGAAGGAAGACCAGAAAAAGGAGAUUGAGGUUGAAGGAAGCGGCUCCUCUGAUCCUCCCAAAUGGGAUGACUUCUUUACAGCGGAGGUGCUGACUGACAGCCAGAACAGCCUCAAAAGCCAAUUACAUUCCUGCUGCUCCGCCCCCAGCCCCGCCCCCUCCAAAAUGACUGGUUCCCAGAGCCCCGACCUGUUCGGUGACGAAGAGGAAACCCCGGAUCACGAAGAAAACUUCAGCCUCACCCUCUCCGCCUCGCUGUCCAAUCAUUCCUCGCAGAACCUGGACGCGUAUUUGCCCGACACUCUGCUCCUCCAACCAGAGCAAGGGGGGCGGGGCCAAGGAGACCCCUGGACCAACGCCGUGUCUCAGGUUAAGGAGAGCUACGGCCAAUCGGAACCGGAGGAGCUCUCUGGGUCGCAGGUGUCGUCUGAUUUCGAUAUCCCGUCCACGCCAGAGUCAAAAGUGCCUCAACCCGAUGACCUGUCGCAGUUGUACAGGAAGCUGGCGUCAGGGGAGGAAGUGGUCGUCAGAAAAGGUUCAUGUGAAGGAAUCCGUUAGGGCAACGUUUCUUUGUCACGAUGAGCGCUGGUUUGAUCCAAAUGAGCUUCUGUAAGCACCUCACCCGCCGUCCAGGUGACGCGCUUCCUCUGCUUCAGUUAGACCUCAAAACCACAUGAACCUCAGCAUGUAAACACACACACACACCAUUUAUUCCAAUGCACUUUAUAUGCACACCUGCCUUACAUGCAUUAAUGCGCCUGUGCAAAGAACCAGAUCAGGCAUUCUUUUGUACGACAAAGUGGGCUGAACGCACUUCCUUUGAAACAUGGAAACAUGUUUAGUGAAGCUGAAUUCUUUCCAUCAUUCACUGUUCAUAUCAAUGCAUUUACUUUAUUCCAGUUCAAACAAAUCAAAUAUUCCGUUAUGAGAAAAGAGGCAAAACUUUGUUUGUAAAUAUUUAAGAUGUUCAUUUUUUUUAUUUUUUAUAAAGAUUAUUUUUAAUUAGAUUAUUGCAGAAUUGUGACCAAAAUGUGUAACAACAUUUUACAUUUGACAAAUAAACUUGUUCAAUGACGACACAAAUC